AGUUUGUGUUGACAGGUUCUAUUCUUUUAGAAUUUAGUAAACUGUACCCGAGAUACUUCUGCUUUUAUUUCUACUUCCUUGAUGAUUGGUCUAUCAAUAUUACUUUGAGACGUUUCUACAUAUUAGAGGAAUUGAAAAAAGAUAGUGAAAUGCCCGGGGAAGUACCUAAAAUACCACAGCCAAAAGAGCACAAGGCUAAGAUCUGCCUAUGGGCUGAUUUAGACGUUCACAAAUCUGAAGAGAUCAAGGGAGCAGUGAAUAUGGAAGAAGUCAAGAGGAUUUUAGCGGAGCAUUUUUCCCUGACUGACUAUAAGGAGAAUCCUAGAUCUGCUGCUCUACUUGAUCUCUACUUCUAUGCCACACAGUUUGCAUUGAAUCAUAAUUUCACCAAGGAACAGCUCUCUGUUUUCUUUUCCAUUGUGAAGAAAACACAUAUGGUCUGUGUUGAAACUCCAUUUGGAAAUGUUGAGCAGUGCUAUGACUACUUCAAAGAACUUGUGCUGUGUCAUGCAGUUUUGAGACCCCCCUGGAGUGUCAACCUGUUCGGACAUGAGCAUGUUCGUCUUGUCAUCGAUUACGUGGUGAACACAUACUUCCGCCACUUCAAGCUUUACAAAUACGUCUUCACCCCUCUGGUCAAGCUGGACCUCUCAAUCUCGUACGCUGGGAUGCCAGAAGAGGAUGAGCCCCAAACUCAAGAGGAAGAAUUGAAGGCCAUUGAGGAGGAGGCAGAUGGGCCUACGGAAGAAGAUCAGGACCAGAUUACGCCUGAAGGACGAGAAUCAGAGAAACCACCCAGUCCUGAAGAAGAGGAAUCGGAGACCACCAAGGAACUCCGUAAGCUGAUCACCACACAGCUCAAUGACGAACUUUCCAAACUACGCAUCAAUCUCUCUGACCAGAUCCAGCAGAAUAAUGACUCUCUUCAGAAGAAACUCUCCUUGGCAGACGAUCCAGGGAGUGGCAAGCAGGGCCGUGCCUCCAGUAAGAGCAAGAAGAAGUAGUGCCAUUGAAGGCACCCUUGUGAAUGUAUUUUGGACCGUUAACUGUCAUGAUCUGUUAGAUUUUACUAAUGAAGAGAGGAUCAUAUUUUGUUUUGAAGUCAGGAUGAUGAAGGAUCUUGACACACCGCAGCACAGCAGUUGGGAGGAUUUGGAAGGACCCAAUUAUACCUGAAGUGUUUAGACUAUUCAUAAUGGACGAUUUAUCAUUCUUACCUCUUCUGAUCUUUCUAAAGUUCCAGUUCUUGGCCUGGCCUGUGCUGGCCUUUAAGAAGCCUGGUAAAAAAAAACUCACACCUGAUGCACAAGAUAAGAGAUCAAGGAAAGGUUUUACUUUGUUGGGGUGCAAGGCAAUUCCAAGUUUGAAGUGGUAUAAGAAUGUAUGGGAAUAUAUUUAUGUAUUGUCUAAGUGUCAUUUAUUGAUAGAAAAACUCUUUAUGACAAGAUAAGGCAAUAAUAAAACAUCAAUAUCCAGCAUUUGUGAUAUGUUUUUCUUAUCACAACUGUCUAUGACUGAUGCUGAUGCCUAAGGAUUAUUUUUUUUCACUCUUCCAUCCUUCAACCUGUCCAACUGUUCCUCCUUCCCUCCGGCUACUUUCACCCCCACUCUCCAUAUCUCUCUCUUGUUUCCCAUUACUUUCUCUCUCUCUCUCUCUCUGUUUACAUCUACAUAUCUCUAAUAUUAAAUGUAUCUUAGUUAUGUUUCUAGUAGUUAAGUGAACAUUUAUUGUGUUAUAUAUUUAUAUUCUAUUGCAAUGAAAUUAUAUUGUUAAUGCAUUUUGAAGAAAGACUAAAUGACAUAAGUUUGUUAAACUAUUUCUGAAUAAAGAUUUAUUUCAAAAUUA
This is a messenger RNA of Strongylocentrotus purpuratus (purple sea urchin), 1846 nucleotides long. It is a transcript of the gene ccdc189, whose product is annotated as coiled-coil domain-containing protein 189. The record is from RefSeq and is a predicted model, not a curated record. Lineage: Eukaryota; Metazoa; Echinodermata; Echinoidea; Camarodonta; Strongylocentrotidae. Bases 150 to 1004 code for a protein of 284 amino acids. The transcript is spliced from 8 exons.